UCAUGUCAAAGAAGGAGGGACUUUUUGGCAAAAUUGUUGUUUUAGAAAAAAGGGAUAUUUUGGUCAAUUGUGUGAAAAAUUCCUGGUGAAAAUUAUCUUAAAUCGUUGGCAGGACAUCCUAAGAAUCAGAAAAAGCCACAAAGGUGGCAAAAACAUCAUUUAUUUUUGGGUGAAAAAGAUUCCGAGACAUGGAUGGAGGAGACUCAAGCUUGAAAAGAUGUUCCAGUGCUCCUCUCAUUAACAACAUCACAGCUGGUAUACAAACUAUGACAUCCUCUCAAGCCACCAGCACGUCUUCCAGCAGGGAUAUCUCACCAUCUCCAGCCAUUAAUAUCUUUGCACGCACCCGUCGCUAUUCAGCCAGUUACAGCCCAUUGGCGGGUAGUACUAUGAGUCCCGGUCCCCGACUCACCCCUCGCGUCUCCCAGUUGCGCCAGGAGGAGUGCAUUGACGUCAACAGUCGCGAAGUUAAUCAUGAACGCGAGGUCCAUUGCGCCAUGCAGAUGUCUCAGAGCUGCGAGGAUCUCCGGAUAGUCACUGAGGGAUGGUCCUUCAAGAGUAGAGAUAACGAUGAUCUAACAAAUCCCCUUCAUGUCAACCUACCCUCCGGCGGUCCCCUCAGCUGUUCCAGCCCCUCACCGACAAGUCGCAGCGGCGGACUGCGGUACCAGGUGAUGUCGCCCAGUCCCACCCGAAAAACCUUUGCAACGCGACGCUCCAUGUCGCCCAAUGCCAUGCGGCCCAGCACCUUGUGCCCCGUGAAGCGCAAAUUCGACCUCGACGACAACAGCUCCACGUGCUCGCCGCCCCCCUACAAGAAGAUGUUCCUCGAGAGUCGCGGCUCAUCGCCCAUCUGCCAGACCCCAUCACCCAUCUGUCCCAGUCCCGAUUCCGGCACCUACGAGGGACGCAUCACACCAAAGUUCUUCGUCUCCAAACUCUGCACUACCUCGUCCGUGUCAUCACCCUCCUCGGCCGCCCAUUCGCCAGCCACCAACAGCAACAGCGGCGCCAGCGUCGCUUCAGCAUCCAGCGGAGUCACCGUUGAUGAAACCAUGACCCUCAUCGCUGACCACGAAGUCAAAGACUACGAUCCCACAGCCACGAAGCAGGACAUCACAGACGAGGAGUGUGCCUCCAUCACAGGGAUGUCAGCCAAUCUCGAUCGCGUUGCCGAACGUCUUGAGGUACUCAAGGACGAACGCAUCCCAAUCCCACCUUCAUCCCCAGCAAUAUGAAUCAUCUCUUCGCAAUUAUUUACUUGCGGCGCUAUCAAUUCUACACCAUCAUCAUACUCUAUCGCCCCUUCCCCCUCUCUUAAUAAGACAUACAUACUUAUACAUAUUAAGUUUUUUUUUCUCUUAUUCUUUAUUAUGUGUAUAAAAUGAUACCCGU
Messenger RNA from Phlebotomus papatasi, 1395 nucleotides. RefSeq names its product PPP2R1A-PPP2R2A-interacting phosphatase regulator 1. The record is from RefSeq and is a predicted model, not a curated record. The transcript has 5 exons. Lineage: Eukaryota; Metazoa; Arthropoda; Insecta; Diptera; Psychodidae. Gene Ontology annotation, molecular function: protein serine/threonine phosphatase inhibitor activity. Bases 189 to 1238 code for a protein of 349 amino acids.